AUGGUGCUAGAUAUGGUAUCAUUCCCUGUGAUAACACUGCUGUUUAUUGGUUUUUCACCUGGUCGCCAUCUGCUCAAGUAUGUUAUAAUAACAGAGAAUAGUACACUGCAAGAAGCUGAUCAACUGAAACUGAAGCAAUUUUUGCUGAGUAAACUUGGGAAGGUACCUGACCAAAUAAGGGCUGUGGUAGAAGACACAAAAGUAGAAGAAUUUGUACGCUCUCCACUAGAGUAUAGACCUCCAUGGCAGGUAUUAUUUGGCAACAUAAGCAAAGACAAUGUAUGCGUAACAGGUGAUGCAUGUCAUCCAAUGACACCAGACCUAGGGCAAGGAGGGUGCUCGGCUCUAGAAGAUGGGGUCAUUCUAGGAAGAUGCCUUGCCGAUGUGUUGCUAGAGAAGUCCAGCUGCCAGGAGAAGCAGAAUGAUGAGAAUGAGUAUGAGCGUAUAAAGAGGGGGUUGAACGACUAUGCAAAGAAGAGGAGGUGGAGAGCACUUGAUCUUAUUAGUACAGGUUAUAUGCUGGGUUGGGCACAGGAGUUUGACAGGUUUGGGAUGAGAAUUCUUAGAGAAAAGCUGCUUUCUGCGUAUCUAACUAGGUUUUUUACUAAGAAGGCUGAUAUUGAUCCUGGGCAACUUGUUCUUGAGCACUAA
Molecule: messenger RNA, 651 nt
Organism: Chenopodium quinoa (quinoa)
Lineage: Eukaryota; Viridiplantae; Streptophyta; Magnoliopsida; Caryophyllales; Amaranthaceae
Product: 6-hydroxynicotinate 3-monooxygenase-like
Exons: 2
Coding region: 1-651 (216 amino acids)
Molecular function (GO): FAD binding
Source: RefSeq, a predicted model, not a curated record